Molecule: messenger RNA, 212 nt
Organism: Symbiodinium sp. CCMP2456
Lineage: Eukaryota; Dinophyceae; Suessiales; Symbiodiniaceae
Source: the annotation of a GenBank genome assembly
AUGCUUCAAGGUAUCUCUGCCACCGUUUCCAUCCAGAGCGAGGGUAACCAGUGUCAGAAGAAGAGCACUGCCAAGCAAGCGGACUUGGAGGCCAAGCAAGCCGAAUUGGAGGCAAAACGCCAGGAGGCAGAGCAGAAGGAGCGCGAGAAGCAGCGACAGAAGGAAGCAGAGGAGGAGGCGAAGCGGAAGCAGGCAGAAGAGGAGGAGGAGCG